AUAAUAAAGACACAAAACCGGAUCAGUCAUCGUAUGCAGUGUCUAGCUAAUGGACGUGCCUACGUAUUAAUAUAUAUAUAUAUAGUUCAUCCAUAUUUUAGUGUUAAAUAUUAUUUUUAUUAGUGUUUUAGUGUAGUGUUCUUUUUUGGGUGAUCGGGAGUCAACACAAUGAAGUGGUUUGCGCUCAGCAUCGUUUUCCUUGUAGCAGUUCAACAUGGAAGUUCACUGAAACAGGGAGACCGCUGCGUGGUUAGACACACAAAAGCAGCUGGUGUGUGUACGCCUGCCUCCAGAUGUCAGUCUACCAGAGAUGAUUACCAGAUCAACGGAAUCCGCCCAACGUUCUGUUCGCACAACUUCGAUCUAAUCCUGGUCUGCUGCAGAGACAACAUUGCCUCUACGACUCCUUCUUACGAGAGACCAGUGUGGGGAAACUAUGGAUACAAUCCUCAGCAAACCAGCGUUAGGAGGAGGUUGAGCGAGAGAAAGUGUGACGAGUACAGUCGUCACGUGACCCAGACGGUGGGCUUCAUCACAUUGGACGCGGAGCCGGAGAAGAUGACCCUCUCGGCGCCAAAAUGUGACUACAAUGGCGUUGAACUCAUCGUGGGAGGAGAGAACGCCAACCAAGGCGAGUUCCCGCAUAUGGUCGCUCUGGGCUGGGAAGACGUGGUGGGUAACCACGUGUUCAACUGCGGAGGCAGCCUCAUCAGCUCGCGCUUCGUGCUGACGGCGGGCCACUGCACCGAGACCCCCAACAAGUUGCUGCGGGACCCCAAACCGCAGAUCGUGAGGCUGGGCGACCAGAACCUCAACCCCAACGUGAGGGACAACGCCAGCCCUGUAGACAUACCAAUUAAAACAAUCCACAAGCACCCAGGGUACGAAUCUCCUGUCAAAUACAACGACAUAGCGUUGCUAGAGUUGAACGCAGAUGUCGACUUCGAAGACAGCAUCCGACCGGCGUGUCUGUGGACCAAACCUGACUUCCCGGGGUACAGCAAAGCUAUCGCCACGGGUUGGGGAGUCGUUGAUCCCAGACAACCAACGAAGACAUCUGACGAACUGAAGAAGGUGUCACUGAGUCUUUUGGAAACCAACUUCUGCAACAAAACUCUAGAAGACACCUUCAACCGAAACUGGUGGGGCUUCUCUGACAGUCAGAUGUGUGCUGGAGAACUGCGUGGAGGACAGGACACUUGCCAGGGCGACUCCGGCUCGCCGCUGCAGGUCGCGUCUCGCUCCAACAAGUGCAUCUUCCACGUGGUGGGAGUGACGUCAUUCGGGCGCUCGUGCGCUCGCUCGGGCCGACCUGCCGUGUACACGCGCGUCUCCAGCUACUUGGACUGGAUCGAGGGGUUGGUCUGGCCCGGCGAACAGUGAUACGCUACUAUGCGAUAAUAUACCUUCUUUAUACUUUUUUA
Molecule: messenger RNA, 1424 nt
Organism: Bicyclus anynana (squinting bush brown)
Lineage: Eukaryota; Metazoa; Arthropoda; Insecta; Lepidoptera; Nymphalidae
Product: venom protease
Exons: 10
Coding region: 169-1383 (404 amino acids)
Biological process (GO): proteolysis
Molecular function (GO): serine-type endopeptidase activity
Source: RefSeq, a predicted model, not a curated record